Molecule: messenger RNA, 2682 nt
Organism: Diachasma alloeum
Lineage: Eukaryota; Metazoa; Arthropoda; Insecta; Hymenoptera; Braconidae
Exons: 2
Coding region: 930-1718 (262 amino acids)
Source: RefSeq, a predicted model, not a curated record
UUUCGAUGUGAAAAUACUCAUUCUACUCCAAAUUGAGAUAUUUUUAUCAAUCAAGUUUUGUUAGAAUUGUGGUUAUAUGGAGAAUUGAAAAGUGCAGAUUUCUCAUUAAAUUUAUGGAAAAGUAAGAAAUUCAUUUAUUAUAAAAAAGGGCAUGUUUUGAUUUAUUGGAUGUUGUAAAGAACUCUCGUACGAGCAAAGGUCUGUCCAGCUGGGUAACCCUCUCCAUUUCAGUUCAUUGCUCCCAUUAGGAGCACCGGAUAAUCUGACCACCUGACACUUGCCAGAAUUUUCAACAUUUUCUUUUGCAUUUUUCUCCAUGACACCUGACACUUUCCAGAAUUUUCAACAUUUUCUUUUGCAUUUUUCUCCAUUUAGUAGUGAAGAACUAUACUUCUCUCUUUCUGAGAUCAUAAUAGAAUAGUUGUAUAAUCUCGUGUCAAGAUCUGGAAAGAAUCGGACAAUUUGAAAGAUUACCGCAGGUCUCUGAAAAUCUCCAUUUUCGGUAGAAAUCAAACUUUUUUUUAAUAACAAUGAACGAGUUAAAAAAUGUAAAAAAAUAUUACCAUUAUUUUUUGGAUCUCUGCGAAAGAUUGAAUAGUGAAAUGAUGAUUAAAUGUUGAUAUUUUCCUCACAAAAUAUUGGAUCAAAAAUGCAGAAUCGUUUUUACGUACAUUUUAUCAUAAGAAAUCUUUAAAGCGACGUGCUGUCAUAAGAAACAUUGUAAAAAAUCGAAAAAAAUUACACCGUUUGUUCAUUUUAUGUACUAACAUAUUAGGGUAGCCGUGAAACUGAAAUUGGAAUUUUCUUCUCGUGAGUCUACCUAAUAGACAACGAUUAUUAAGGGACAUCAAUGCCCACGAGACCUAAAAAACUGAAGAUCGUGAAUCCAGAUAUCAUUGCCGUGUUGGAUAGGGCCAAACAGUAAUCGCAUGGCCGCACGGGUGUUAGCAGCAACCUUAAUGACAGUGGGCAUAACUCUGGAAGAGGUCCAUUUAAGCUCCGAAACUCUUCAUCGGAAUCGACAGAAACAACGCGAGGUGUUGGAUCACAAAAUCGAGGAUAAUUUUAAAAAUAGACUGUCUCAUAUCCUAACAGUGCACUGGGAUGGCAAACAACUAUCGGCACCUGAAAACAAAUUUGAAAAAGUUGAUCGCCUCCCAGUCCUUGUGUCAGGCUAUGGAUGGAAUCAAUUGCUUGGUGUUCCCAGACUCGAAAGAGGAACUGGGGAGUUGCAAGCAAAAGCCGUUCACCAUUGCCUGAAGGAAUGGGACGUCGUUGAUAACGUAUGCGCCAUGGUAUUUGAUAUCACUGCCAGUAAUACAGGCAGCGUAAAUGGUGCCUGUAUCCUGCUUGAGGAAUUACUUGAGAGGGAUCUUCUGUACUUAGCAUGUCGUCAUCAUGUCUAUGAACUCGUCUUGAAAACAGCAUUCGAGUCAUCAAUGGGAGGUACAUCUGGGCCAGACGUUUUGACUUUCAAACGAUUUCAAGUGUACUGGGGCAAGAUUAGAAAAGGAGAAUUUUCGCCCGAAGUGAACGACAUUGCAGUAAAAGAAGCACUGCAUGAUAAUAUGGCAGAUGACCUCGCUUUUGCUGAAGAACAAUUGGAGAAAAAGAAUAUCCGCAGCGACUACAGGGAGUUCUUGGAUCGUAAUUUUCCUGGGUGGAAAUUUGAUGAAAGGGAAUCGUUUCCGAGCGCUUGGGCCGAUUCAUCAUGCUAGGUGGAUGUCUAAAGCGAUUUAUUCACUGAAAAUAUUCUUGUUUCGAGAUCAAUUUCGUCUAACAUCCCAAGAAAGUUCAGGUUUAAGAGAUGUUUGCAUUUUUAUUGUUCGCCUAAAUCAGAGAGCUUGGUUCACGGCUUCAAGUGUAGUAAGCGCUCCUAACAGUGAUUGGGAUCUGGUGAAAGACUUAUUGACAAAUUCUGGUAGUGCUAAUUGUAUUUCCGCAAAAGUUUGUAAAGCGGUAUCUGAGAAAUUAGUGAACCAUCUCUGGUAUUUAUCAGAAGAACUGAUUGCUUUAGCUUUUUUUGAUCCAAACGUGAGUGGUGAGUGUAAAAGGAACAUGUGUCGCGAUCAAAUCGCGUGCUCCUCUCGAUGAUGGUAGGAAAAAGAGAAAAAUAGGAAUCAAAGAUCGGAAAUUAAUUCAAGAGUUGAGUUUGGACUCGUUUGUUACUACAAAUACAAUGAAAUUUUUUGAGAUUCUAAAAAUUAAUCAUAGUUUUUUGGAUACUGAUCAGACAACUUGGGAGGCGAGAGGAGAUUUCACCAUCGCCUUGGAAAGUAAGACAUUUGCAUGUGACGAACGACGUUGCUGAAAGGAGUGUGGCUCUCAUCAGCGAGUAUAAUGACUUACUCACAAAAGAUGAGAGCAGCAAACACCAAGUAAUGUCAAUUGUUGAAAAAUUGCGCGAAGUAUCACCCGAUUGUACAAAAGAUAGUCUCAAAUUUUCAUUCAGAAAGUUACUUCAGUAACAUGCCAACCGAAUCUUCAAUUAGUAUACAUUAAAGUAUUAUUGUCAGUGUACCAUCAUAGAGAAAUACUCUCUCGAAAGUGUAAUCAAACUUUUCAACUAAAUAUCAAAUGUCAUACUUAGUUCUAAUUCUUGUCUGAACUCACUAAACUAAUUGCCACCUGGAAAUUUUUCCCUUCAAUUUUUUUCCGUUUGUUUCAUAUUAAUGAGCUAUA